AUGUUCGAUUCGGCACGAGAGGAAUAUCGUAUCACAGGCCGCUACAAGGACAUUUUCAAAGUCUUCGACGGCAAAGAGGUCUCGCCGGAUGAAGUCGAAGAUGUCCUGAAAACACACGAGUGCGUGACCGACGCCGCCGUGACUGCGCGACCCGGCCGAAGAGGCGAUGGAUAUUCCGAACCCGUGGCCUAUGUGGUCUGCAGCAAAGCAGUUGACCAGCAGGAGCUUGCCAACUAUGUCGCUUCAAGUCUUUCGGCAUACAAGUCUCCAACAGGCGGUGUCAUCUUUUGCGAAAGUAUCCCACGAACAGGAUUUGGCAAAGUUUCUCGGCGAGAGCUCGAGCAGAUUCCACGAGCUUCUGCGCUCGAGUAUCUUGCGCCAGUCGUGGCUCUUGAUGGUCAUUAUAAGCUGCAGGUUUGA
This is a messenger RNA of Aureobasidium vineae, 420 nucleotides long. Lineage: Eukaryota; Fungi; Ascomycota; Dothideomycetes; Dothideales; Saccotheciaceae. The record is from the annotation of a GenBank genome assembly.